GGGCUCGUUUGUGCUUUUUCCACGUACAAUUUACAUCUGUUCAACAGUAGUUUGAUUUGUUUUUUUGAUUUGUUUAUUUCAAUUGAACGAGGAUGGAGGUGUUCGGUCGCGACGACCAUUCCGUCGACAGCGAGGAGAUCUCGAAUAUGCUCGUCUCUGACGACGCCGAGCUCAGAAAGCUUGCGAGGAGGAUUCGGAUUAAAAAAAGACAACAGGAGUUGGAACCGAGGGAAAAAACGGUACCUCCAAAGACGGAAGCAGAAAAGCAGAUGGAAAAGAGCAUGGAUCGUAUAAUGAACCUUCUAAAUACAAGCUAUUUGUCUGUGACCAAUAUCCGGGUAGCUGCUGUCAAGAGUGACCAGGAAAGGCAGAAAGUGCAAAUGGAAGAACAAGAACAGAUCAGAGGCCUGAUCAAACAAGAAGCUGAUUCUGCACAUAGAAAGUUUAUGGAGAUAAAUAACAAAUGGGAAGAGAUAAAACACCUCAAUGAUCCGCUUGACAUUCACAACGAGACCAAUUUACAAAGAGAAAAGUGCUUACAAUUGCUUGAACAAAAAGAUGAGAUUAUAGAACAGUUAAAAAGCAACUUGGUUGAGUCUGACAAAGUAUUUUUUAGUGAAUUAAAUAAACAAAAUGAAUAUAUAGAUAUACUCUCGGACAGGAUAAAUUCUCAGAUCUACGUAAUGAAUGAUUGCUUUCGUCAAGAACUGGAAAGAUUAGAAAAAGUUAUUACAAUGGAAAAAGAAUGUCUUCUGAAAAAGCGGAGGCUGCAUUUUGACCAUAUAGCUAAAGAAAAGGAAAAUCUUGAGAUGUCAAAUUUAAAAGGCAAGUUUCUCAUGAUUAGGGAUCAUGAAAAUGAAAUGGACGAGAUGAUGGUCGAGCAAGAAGAAGCAAUGCGACUGACAAAACUCGAAUUGACUAAAAAAAUCCAUAAAUUAACAUUGGAGCUUGACAACAUAAGGAAUGUCUGUAUGAUAAACACAGAAAAACUGACAUAUAACUACCAUGUUCUUCAAAAGAGAGAGGGUGAGAAUCGUCUGAUCAAGUCCCAGCAGAAACAAGUCAUUAACCACUUGCAAGAAACAGUGACUGCUUUGAGGAGGAAGUCAGCAGAAGAAAGCAUGAAUGCCAAGAUAAAGAUCGACCGUUUGACAAAAGAAUUAAAAUAUUUGCACAACAAUGUCAAAGACACAUACUACAGGGCUCAACUAUUUUCAGUAUCAAGCUCAAAAAAAUAUUUUCAACUGUGGGACUACAAUCAAAAAGUUGUUGAGGAACUUAUCAAUAAGUUGGUGGGAGCUGAUAAAGCGUUUUAUGAUUUUCAAUUCUGCCUGAUGUGGCAGCCGCCUCAAUGUUCUUUCAAGAGGCAGGCCCUACCAUCUUACAUUGCGGCAAAAAAAACCUUAAAAGACAUGAAAGGAAACAUCGGCAUAAGUAGGAAACUGCCACCAAUGUCUGCUGAGCAGAAAAAUCGUCUCUUGAAAGUCAUAAUGGACAGCAUUGAUGAGAGGGUUGACUUUCUUGUUGAAGACAACAUCAAAGCUUUUGUGGAACCUCUAAAAAAUAAGAACAAGAAACUAGUAACAUUGGACACAUUAUUUACGGCAUUGAAUAUAAGAGAGCUAGAAGACAUAGAUUAUGUAUCAAAAUUCUUUUUACCAUACAUAAAGUGCAUUACGUGUUUAAAUGAGGGCAGAGAAAUUGUUGUGAAAGAUGAUGAGGAUGAGGACAGCCUAGGUGAAAAAGUAAUUGGUAAUGAAAAGGAGUACACUUAUGGAGAUGGAAAAGAGGUCGUGAAGCAUGACGACAUCACACAAGAGAAGCCCAUCACCGAUGUCAUCUCUGAGAAGGUCCGCAACCAGUUCAACAUGGCAAACAUGAUUGUACAAAAUGAGUUCUGCUCUUUGGAGGGCGGUUUUGACUUUAUGAACGAUGAGGGCAACUACACUCUGAAGAUGGACACAAUGCCAAGAGGAUCAGACAUUGUACACAGGCAGGAUGUUUUAGGGAUGAAUGUAAAAGGUAAGACAGCAGAUUUACCAUUUGUUUUGGCUGAAAAGGGCAAAAAAUGUCUCCAAGAGAAAAACGAUAAGAAUGUUUCAAGUGACAAGAUUUCAAAAGAAGUAAAACAGCAAUUGGCGAACCUGAAUUGCAGAGAGGUGAAUCAUGUACCGGGAGUGAGCCCAGUUAAUGUUUGCAAAGCACUUAAAGAAUUUGCGAUCAAAUUCAAUGAGGAUAAAGGAAGUGAUAACACAGAGCUCUUGAGCCACAUGGCUUCCAAGAAGCAUAUCUCUCUUGCACGUUUGUUAAACCUUGAUGAUAUUGAGGGAUUUUGGCGACGGUACACUACAAUCUUCAACAGAGACAAAAUUGCUCUUUGGAAUGCUUUUCUCGUUCAGAUAAAGGAUUAUUACCGAAUUCUAUUAAGGAGACAUUAUUUAAACCAAGAAAUAAAGGCUACAAAAGCCAGAAAUCAAGAGCUUAGGAGGCUGUUGCAGCAAUAUCUGCACCCAAAGUUUAAGAAUUCAAAUCACGAGGAAUUGUACAAUAAAAUACACAAGUUUUUUGAAGAGGAGCCUUCCACCAUUUUCCCACCAGGAGUUGACUUCGGCAUAUUGUCAGACAAAAAUGAAGAAAUGUCUAUCCUAAGUUCAAACAGCCAAACUUCAUCAGUAGCAUCCUUUUAAUAUUUAAAACAAAAAUUAAUAAGUAAUAUUAAUAUGAAAUAAAGUAUAAAAAAUUAUUUAAUCAAAAUGUGAUUUAUAUCAAAUUAUUUCUUUAGUUUUAUCGAGAGACAAGAAGGAUAAAAAUAAUACAGAGAGUAGUAACGGAAGGUGUAGUGCCAGAAGUUCAUAAUUUUAUAUCAAAUUUUCAAACAUUCUCUCAAAAAAUAAAUUAUUUAUAUAUAAACGUAGAAUGUAAUGUUUUUGGUUUAGUUUGUGUUUCUUAUAUAGAGAAUUAGAAUUAAUACUGGUGUAUGCAUUUAUGGGAGGUUCAAUUAUUUUUUGUUUAUUCAUUUUACCAUUUUACUCAUUAUAAAAUCUAAACUAAUGAAUUAGUUUUAACUAACCUUUAUUUAUUUUGCAAAAUAAACAUUUUUUUCUCUAAA
Molecule: messenger RNA, 3109 nt
Organism: Cimex lectularius (bed bug)
Lineage: Eukaryota; Metazoa; Arthropoda; Insecta; Hemiptera; Cimicidae
Product: dynein regulatory complex protein 1
Exons: 17
Coding region: 93-2687 (864 amino acids)
Biological process (GO): regulation of cilium movement; cilium-dependent cell motility; axonemal dynein complex assembly
Cellular component (GO): axonemal dynein complex; axoneme
Source: RefSeq, a predicted model, not a curated record